AAAUGUUCCUGUUACUCUGACCAGGUCAGUAGUUUACCAUCAGUGUUGUCAGUUGUCACACAACCUAGACUCAAACAAACCUCAACGACUCUAUGUCCGCAACGCUUCUCGAAAACGUUGGCUUACGUUCGUCAGAACUUCUCUUCACACGGCUGACUGACGAACAGCAACCAUGGGGACAUUCCGGUUCGGUCGAUUGAGGUCACUCCUCCUUGCCACGGGCGCCAUUUUUCUGAUCUCGACCUUUUAUCUGUACUGGACCCCAGCACCAGCAUCCGUGGUCCCUAGCACCGCAUUUGAAGUCCCUCUCGCCGAACGUCAGAUUGCCUUUUGGAAAGCCCUCAAGUCCGUCCUAGAAAAGAAUGCGCCAAACUGUCCCUCACCAGUUGCCCGGGCCGAUGCUCAUGCGGUCCAUUUCAAUGCCACCUCAACCGAUGCGCGACUGGAUUUAACCCUCCUGAACGACGACGAUCGAAAGGCGAUGGAAGAAGCGCAUGCGAAUUAUAUUCGCGAUGUCCGGGUGUCGAAAAAGCUGCGCUCACCCCACACUGCUGGAACGCGCGGCUUGGUUUCGACUGCGGGGAAUUCAUACCUGCCGGUGUUUCUGUCGUCGUUACGGAUGCUGCGCCGUACAGGAUCUACCUUACCGGUAGAAUUAUACAUGAAGGAUGCAACCGAAUACGAGAAGAAGAUUUGUGAGGGCGUGCUUCCCGAUCUAGGUGCAAAGUGCGUGGUCCUUUCAGAAAUCGUCGGGAGAAACCCUAUCGCGCAUUACCAACUCAAGGUCUUUGCGAUUCUAUUUUCGUCGUUCGAGGAGAUCAUCUGGAUGGAUGCGGACUGCUUCCCGUUGCACAAACCUGAAGAGCUGUUUGACUCGGAACCCUUCAAGACCAACGGCUUGGUCACUUGGCCCGACUUCUGGGUGUCGACUGCAUCUCCGGCAUACUUUGAACUCUCCCGGCAACCAAUCCCACCGGUGUCUGCUCGACAGUCGUCUGAGACGGGCGUUUUUCUGGUGUCUAAGGAGGCUCAUGUGACAACGCUCUUAUUGGCCGCCUACUACAAUUAUUACGGGCCGUCGCAUUACUUCCGGCUGCUGUCGCAAGGAGCUCCAGGGGAAGGGGACAAGGAGACGUUUCUGCAGGCAGCAACGGCACUGGGGGAGCCGUUCUAUGCUGUGAGCGAGAGAGUGCAGGCCCUCGGUCAUUGGAAGCCGGACGGCCAAGGACUCUCUGGCUCGGCCAUGGCCCAGGCAGACCCGGUGGAAGACUAUGCCUUGACCAGUCAGGACAAACGGCGGAUCAUAGACCCCUCCGUGGCGAAAGCCCCUCGCGUGUUCUUCAUACAUGCGCAUUACCCCAAGUUCAACCCGGCAGAGAACGUCUUUGGAACGAAGUGGGACACGACCCCGACACUUAAAGCUGAUGGCUCGGACGGACGUGCCUGGACUGCACCGGAAGACGUCGUUAGUCGUUUCGGCUACGAUGCUGAGAAGAAUUACUGGGAGGAGAUUAAGUGGGUCAGUUGUGAUCCCAAGACUGACUUCCAGACAUGGAAAAACAAGACGGAGGUUUGCCAGAAGGUCGAGAGUUACUGGCAGAACGUGUUCGCCGAACCACAUGAGGACGAUCCAAAAUUUACCGAUGAUUGAACAGCCCGAGGAUCUUGAAGCCAUUCUCAAGGGAGUCCACGGCCAGUCCUCGCCAUUUUCUUUGAACGUACUAGGGUUCCUGCCCACCUGCAUCCUACGGAGUCAUUUGACGGGCUUCGCCAUUGGACAUUCGAGCAUAACAUGCUUCUCAUGAGUUGAUGAUCAUUUAUACCGCCAUUUGUAUCGUAUAUAUCCCUUCUAAUCUUGCAUGUACAUUAUUUGUGACCAUACUUUUCAUGUAGCAUGUACACAGAUUGCACAGAUUACGGCCUAUAUGCAGCCGAUUUGAUUCGUCU
This is a messenger RNA of Aspergillus novofumigatus IBT 16806, 1947 nucleotides long. Its product is annotated as alpha-mannosyltransferase. Gene Ontology annotation, cellular component: Golgi apparatus. Gene Ontology annotation, molecular function: alpha-1,2-mannosyltransferase activity. Gene Ontology annotation, biological process: mannan biosynthetic process. The coding region runs from base 173 to 1651 and encodes 492 amino acids. The record is from RefSeq and is a predicted model, not a curated record. Lineage: Eukaryota; Fungi; Ascomycota; Eurotiomycetes; Eurotiales; Aspergillaceae. The transcript has a single exon.